AUGGGUAUUUGUGCAGGAAAGUCUUAGUAAAGGGAGAAUCUAGUUACAGAUAUUGAAUCAAUACCUAUCCUAACUUAAGGUACUUUGGACUUUAAUGUGAAAAUAUCGGGCAUUAAGGUAAAGAUGGACAAUCUGGUAUUUUUAAUCGAGUGAUUAUAGUAUUAUAGCCAGCUGGCAAAAUAUCAAUGAAAAUAGGUGAAUAUGACUAAUUUGAAACAGAAUGCUCGAAAGAACUUUAUGGAAAAUUAUAUGUAAAAGAGUGAUUAAUUGCUAUAAUGUAGUUUAAACAGACCCAUGCUUUUUAAAUGUCUACAACAGAAGAACAAUUGAAGAAGUAGCAUCUGAUUGUGACAUUGCUGACACCGAAUAAUGAGAAUAUAGCUUCGAUUUAAAUAAAUUUGUUUUUAAUAGCAACUGGGCCAUAGCACAUGGAUUAUGAAUAUACUGGUUUAAUUAAUAAGAAACAAUAAUAGGGGAAAAUAAGCUUUGAUUUUAAAAUUGCGUAAAUCAUUAAAGUAAGCAUUGUGCCACAGUUGAUGGAAUUUAAUAUGAACGAACCACUAAUACAUUCAGAGUAUUAUUAUUCACUUAAAAUGGUCACUUCAGUCUUGUGUUUCUAAAGCGAAUACUCAGAUGCAUUCUUGAAUCCUGCCUAUCAAAAGAAUUAAUAAUCCACAAACAAUAGUGCGUAAGCCAAAUAAUAAGUUAUCAAAUAAAUUGUGUACAAAUAAUCUGGAGUUGAAAUGACCGUCGAAGUACCCCUCAUAGAGAUAUCCUCCUCUAGUAUUUAAGUGUGUUUGUGGUAUAAUGAACAAGCCAACAAUGUGACAUCAGGAAUGAACAAGACUCAUUAUACUCUUAUAGCUGAAACCUAUUUCAAUCUAAAUCAAAUAUUUACUUAAGCAUUAAAUAGUGAUCAAGUAUGUUAUCAAUAUAUCCCUGUAGAUUUGUGAGAAUAAUUUGAAAGUGUAUAAGAUUUUGUAUCAACAAACAAAUAGGCGACUAUGGAAUCACGGAGUCCUCGAAGGCAGUCUAAAUUGCAAUCUCCAAGUCAUUAUCCCGACCUAUUUAAACCAAUAAAUUGUAGGAGUGAGAACUGACAAAGGUAUAUAAUAAGGGAGCAGUGUUGUAAAUUCAGGAAAGAUGCCAGUAAAGGAAAUCCAAUAAUUAAGUUAGUCAGGUCAGCAAUUAUUAGAUAUUCAAUACAAGAUACAAAAUUGUUCAUCCAAAAAUGUAAUAGUAUAUCUUAUCUUAAUUUAGUUAUUUCUCAAAUCAGAAUUAAAGAACCAUCAAACUGUUCAACUGAAUACUAUCUAAACUAUAUUAAAAUAGACUGAUAAACAGUCAAUCAUCUGUUUUGAAUAUAAAUCUCAAUAGGAUCUGUUCAACGCUCAAAAAUUAUUGAUUGAAAUAGCCUCUAAAUUAUUAGAAUCUGCAGAUUAGCAAGAGGAAACUAUUAGGGAAUAGUAUUACGUUCUCCUUAAGUUGAUUUUGAAUAGAGGAGAAUUAAGUUUAAAUCAAGUGGGAUUCUCUGAGGAGACAGAAAAAACUAGUGAAAAGCUGCUGAAAUUCAAGACAGAGAUAGGUCUCAAUUACCAAUCUUUUUUAUAUAAAUGUCUUGGUAUUGUGUUGCAGAAAUUGAAACAGAAAUCUUUGGCUGAAAAUGAAAGGGCCUUUGUUGAACACUUUUUUGCAAGUGCCUAUUUUAAAAUCCCUGAAUUCAGAACUAAAAUAAUUGAAAGUGUUUAAAGAGCAGAUGAUCCAUAAAUUCCAGAAUGGAGAUCACUCACUAAACAAACUGAUGAAAUCACCAACAAGGAAUUUAAUGACUUAUUUGAUUGGAAUAGACACUUUUAUGAAUAUCUCACUAAACAACCCAAAUAUAAUGCCAAUGUCAAUAAACUGAUGGAAAUUAUCAAUUAGGAAGAAUGGCAGAAGAGAAUUGGCAAAAGGGGCAUUGCCUUCUUCUUUUUUCUUAAGGAAUGGUGUGAUUUAAUCGAUAUUUCAGUUGUAGUCAAACAGAAUGUUCCAUAUCAAUAAUUGCCAGGGUAUAAUGUGUUGAUUAAGGCAAUCCUUUUGGAAAUGAAGGCUAAGGAACUGAAGAAUUACCCAGAUAUAAUGAAAGCUGCUAUGUGUUCACUCUUAAAUAACACAAGUCUGCUGAACAUUGUUAUAGUUAUUCUCUUUAACAAAACAAAUCUCUUUGAUUCAGAUGCUCUCCUGAAUUGCUUAGAAAUCCUCAAUUCUUGUUUAUAGUAUCUCUGCAAUCACAAAUUAUCGAUGCCAACCUCUCUGGAUUAGUAGUUCUUUUUAAAAGGAAUCAGGAUGAUUCUAUUGUAAUGUGAACAUGCUUUCAGCGUUUCUAAAUGUCUUUGGUUGAUAUACAACAACUAUGUCUUGUUUCCAUGUAUUGCUAUAAACAUUAAUUAAUAGUGGACAUAAGAAAGGACAUAACAGACUUGCUGUUUGAGAAUGUGGCCACCAAGUUCUUUAUGCAUUGGUCUUUCAAUAUUCGGAUGAUUUUCCACCAUAUUCUACUCUACAGAAUACAGCAUCUUCACAAAUCUAAUAAGAAUUUGAAUGAGGAGUAUGACUUUAUAACUUAUCAUGUAGGGAUUUAAUACAAAAAUAUUAACAAUAGGUGAAACCAAGAAAGCAACACAGUUUUUUCGAUUAAAAAAACUCAUCUAAAGCUAUUAUUGUAAUUGUUUAGUAUCAUAUUUAUAGUCUGAUGUCAUUUAUAUGAAGUUCUUUCGAUUUAUACAAUAAAUAGAAGAGGGCAAACAACUAUCUACAAGUCAGCAAUAAAAUUAAAUGAUCGAGGAAACUCAUUUUCAUAAAUAAAUGAAAACCAAAUUGAUAAAGAAGAGGAUUCAAGAUAAAAAAAAAGGUUCGACUGACUAAAACAGUAGCAGUGAUGCUCAAUCAUAUAGAAUCAUUGAUGAGGAUGAGUAAGAUGUUGCCAUCCCAUUAUUUACUGGGACUAGUAAUGAACUGAAACCGCAAGUAAAAUUACCGGAGAAGAGAGUGGCAGUGACACAAAAUUAAUUAAAAUAUUUAAUUAAAGCGUGUUCAGAAUUUGAGGAAUUGAAAUUUAAAUAUUAAAAGUGGAAACAAUCAGUCAUCCCUGUUAAUUUUAAUUCAUUAUCAGAAGAUGGUAAAUUAAUCACAUUAAUCAUUAGAAAAAAUCAAUUUGAAUGAGACGUUCAAAGUCCCAGAAGUCAAAUUAGCAGUUCCAUUGGAUGAAAAAGAAGGAAACAUCAAAAAUACUGAUGAAUGGUGA
Messenger RNA from Paramecium octaurelia, 3283 nucleotides. The record is from the annotation of a GenBank genome assembly. Lineage: Eukaryota; Ciliophora; Oligohymenophorea; Peniculida; Parameciidae.